GAUGGAAGGUCGACAGUGGAAGAAGAAGAAACGUAAGAAAGAACUGAACGCUUCUAAAUGCUGGAUUGUUCAACGUCGUUCUUCGAAGGACUUGGUUGAGGACGGGAGUGAAGAGGGUGGUGUUGGAACCAGGCUGGUGUCUCAAUCAGCCAAGCAGGUUGGGGCACCUUGGACCCCUGUGGAUGGAGGAUAGAAGUAUUUAAAUGUAUCAGUAAACUUCUCAGCUUGGGCCAGUAGACCAGUAGAAGGGGAAAGAAACGACGCGCGCAGCUUCUCGACACAGCGGGUGUAUUAUGAUUUCUUAACAAGAAAUCGUAAUUUUUAAAUCAUUGACGAAUAAGCUUAUAUUUGGAAUUUUAAAUUUUAUUUUUCACGGCUGUUAUCAUAAAACAAUGUGAUUGUUUAUAAGUUCGAAAUAAGAUUUAAAUUUGAGUAUAAAGUAAAGUUGAUGAUCACUGAGGGUCUAUAGGGCUGACCAUCUGUCCCUCGUUGCCACGUCUGCAACGUCUUGGUGGUCCAUUUUGGGGCUGGUGCGCAACAGCAUCGGCAUUAACGCUGGCAAUGAAGCGCUCUCAGAAAGAUGUCACGUUGGUUCGACCGAUUGAACAUACUCUUGUUGAGUAUAAUAUUAUUUAGUACAAUAAUGUGGAAUACUGUAAAAAGUUCAAUAAUAAGGUGUGAAGAAGCAAAACUAAAAUGUGCCUUCAGAACAGGCUGUGGCACUGCUCUACAACACUAUUUUACAGGCUGUGCACCCGUUCUUGAAGAUAAUGAUUGUUCCGAGAGCUGUCAACAUGCCCUUAUUGCUCUUACAAGUACCGAUGAGGGCAAAGAACUUAUGACGUGUGAAUGUGAAAACGAAUUGUGCCUACAAUCAAAACAAAGAGUAGAAAUAUGUAGAUCAUCUGUAACAAUGGCAAUGAAUAAGACAAGAGUAUCUUGCAGAAUAGCGACCUGGAUUUGUAAUGCAGAUGCUCUUUGUCAAACUGCACUUGCAUAUUAUAAUAAAUAUUGUAAGAGUAUGUUUCAAGGACGAAAAUGUACUCGACGAAAAUAUUUUAGAUGUAGAAACUCGAUAAAUAUUUUGACAAGACAAGAAAAAGCUGCAAGAUUAAAUACAUGUCAAUGUGAUGGUUUUGAAGAAUAUGAUUGCAAAGGAAUUCAUAGAAAUAUGAAUCUUCUUUGUUUUGGAAAAAUACAUCAUGGUUAUCGUGAUAUUAAUAUUGAAGAUGAUAGAAGAAAUAAAUUUUUGACACCAAAUACAAGUCUUAGAGGAGAUGGUGUUCAAAUAUUAGUGAACAGAAAAUUAUUUUUAUUUUCCUUAAUAAUUUAUCAUUUUCUUAAAAUAAAACAAGACUGAAAAAAUGCAGAAAAUUUCCAAAAAGCAACAGUAUUCCAUGAAAUCAAUGACCAAAGAUCUUUAUUAAUUUUUUAAUUAUCAUUAUAUGAACAAUUUAAUGAUGGGAUGGAUUACUUAUUAUAAAUAAUUUAACAGUUAAUUAAUACAUAAAAUUUACUUAAAUUUAUUAUUAAAUUUGUACAAAUGGAAAGAACAGAAAAAAAGUCUUUUACAGUGAAAGUAUCAUAUAAUGAUUAUAGCAUAGUUAAUGUAAUUAAAUAAUUUGUUACAAUUUAAUAAAUCAAUUUUAUUUAUGGAGAUAUAAUUGUAAAUAAAUAUAUAUUAAAAUAA
Molecule: messenger RNA, 1690 nt
Organism: Apis cerana (Asiatic honeybee)
Lineage: Eukaryota; Metazoa; Arthropoda; Insecta; Hymenoptera; Apidae
Product: growth arrest-specific protein 1
Biological process (GO): regulation of cell cycle
Source: RefSeq, a predicted model, not a curated record